This is a messenger RNA of Osmia lignaria (orchard mason bee), 2857 nucleotides long. It is a transcript of the gene DNApol-eta, whose product is annotated as DNA polymerase eta. Gene Ontology annotation, molecular function: damaged DNA binding; DNA-directed DNA polymerase activity. The record is from RefSeq and is a predicted model, not a curated record. Gene Ontology annotation, biological process: error-prone translesion synthesis; response to radiation. Gene Ontology annotation, cellular component: site of double-strand break; nucleus; replication fork. NCBI's taxonomy places the organism in Eukaryota, Metazoa, Arthropoda, Insecta, Hymenoptera, Megachilidae.
UGAAACUUUUAAUGAUGAUCGAAGAUAUCUUUUUAUUAUAACUUCACUUUUACAAGAUAUCAUAACUUUAGGAACGACAAAUGUAUAGUUACAAGUUACAAGUUACAAGUUUGAAUCACCGGCGCUUUCUGAGAACUCGCGGCUGAAACCAUUGUUUAUGAAUCUUUACAAUGAUUUAUUUUAUAACAUAACUUGACUAUUUUUAAAGAAGUGUAGGCAAUGUUUGUACGAAUAAAAACAAUAAACACUUUUAUAUAUAUAAAAUUUUAAUAAAUAAAAUUAUUAGAACGCUAUAAGAAUCUCUAACCUCUAUUCUAUAUCAAAUAUAAUUAUUUAAAUUUGUUUAUAAUGGCGAAUACAGAUAAUGAUAGAAUUGUUGUAUUAAUUGAUAUGGAUUGUUUCUUCUGUCAAGUUGAAACAAAACUUCAACCAGCAUAUGCUGGAAAACCACUUGCUGUUGUUCAGUAUAAUCAGUGGCAGUUAGGAGGAAUAAUUGCUGUUAAUUAUGAGGCAAGAGAAUAUGGGGUUACUAGACACAUGAGAGGUGAAGAAGCCAAACAAAAAUGUUCGGAUCUUAUUUUAGCUUCUGUACCAUGUCUUCGUGGAAAAGCAGAUACAUCUAGAUAUAGAAGUGCUGGACGUGAGGUUGUUGAUGUCAUAAAGAAACAUUGCAAUAUAAUAGAAAAAGCUAGUGUGGAUGAAGCAUAUUUAGAUAUUACUGACAUUGUUGUUAAAAAAAUGUCUACAAACUCUAUUUCUCAAGAGCGUUUAACAACACAGCUUUGUAAUACAUUUGUAGUGGGAUAUUCAGAAAUUGGAAAUAAUGAUGAAGAGGAAAGAUGUAAAGGACUAAAUAGUUGGCUUACAAAUAUUUUUGAAGAAUUUGAAGAUGUACAAACUCAGAAACUUGCAUUAGCUGGAAUGAUAGUUGAAGAAUUAAGAAAUGACAUAUUUAAAGAAACAGGAUUCAAAUGUUCUGCUGGUAUUUCAUUCAAUAAGAUAUUAGCUAAAUUAGCAUGUGGAUUGCAUAAACCGAAUAGACAGACAAUUUUACCUUUGAAUGCAGUGUCAAAACUUUAUUCAACAUUACCUAUAAAAAAAGUUAGAAAUCUUGGUGGAAAGUUUGGAGAUGUUGUUAUUGAAUCUCUUAAUUGUAAUGUUAUGGGUGACUUAUUGCAGUAUUCAUUGCAAUAUUUACAAAAACGUUUUGAUGACAAAACGGGAUUAUGGUUAUUUAAUAUUGCUCGAGGUAUAGACAACGAGCCUGUCACUACACGACUUGUAUCAAAGUCAAUUGGAGCAUGCAAAACGUUUCCAGGAAAACUGGCUAUUACUUCGUUAGAUGUGUUAAAACAUUGGGCUAGUGAGUUGUCAGCAGAAGUUUGUGAACGUUUGGAACAAGAUCUUCAGGAAAAUGAACGACGUGCAACGUUACUUACAAUAUGCUAUCACUAUUAUCAAAACAGAAGUACUGUAUCUCAAUCACGUUCGUGCGCUUUAAAUUCGUAUAAACCAGAAAAAAUGGCAAUUCGCUGUGUAGAAAUUAUAUCUAAAUCAACGCAAUGUCCAAUAGCAUAUUUAGGAAUCUCAGCUGGAAAAUUUAUUCCUGCUAAAGACAACGAAAAUCUUAGGAACUUCUUUAAAUUAAGUAAGACAAAACACACCCAGGACAUAAAUAAUCAAACAGAAAAUGUAAAACUAAAAUGUGUGGAGACAGAAGAUAGUAUUACUAAAAUAACGAAUAAUUUGCAACCAAAUAAAUGCAUUAGCACUUUUAAAAUUAAUGAAAUGAAUAACGCAUCACAUAGUAUAGUUAAAAAUAUACAGAAUUCUCAAAAUAGUUUAAAAUUAAAUAAACAAAUUUGUAAUGAGAAAACAGACAGUUCACCUACUUCUAGUAAAUUAAAUAAUUUAAUUAUGUCAUUAAACGAGCGAAGUAAGAAAUUGAAUAAUUAUAAUUUUAACAAUUCGUUAGAUCAAAAUGAUUUCAAAGAAUCAUUUUUUAUGAAUAUUUUUAAUUCAGAAAAAACCAAAUCGAAAGAUACAGAUGCAUGUGACAUUGAAAUGAUUGAAAUUAAUGAAGAUACGAAUAUUAAUUUCGAAUAUGAAAAUUUAAAUGAAAAUAAUGUACAAAAAAGUGAGAAUAAUCAUAAGAACGCUUCAGACAGUAGUACUGAAGAACAUAAUGAAUCUACAAGUAGUAAGGAUGAGAAAAAGCAACCAUCCUCAAACAUAAAUAUAAAUAACAAUAUAAAUCAUGGGCAAAGUACCAUAAAACUAAAAGAUAUAUUUCCUGAUUUGAAUAAUAUUGACCUUAGUGUACUUGCAUUAUUACCUUUAGAUUUACAAGAAGAAGCAAAAUUUUAUAUAAAAUCACAAAAUAAGAAGGAUAAUGCGAAAGAAAUUAUAGUAAGAAAUACAAAGGGAAAAAAUAGAUCUAAGACAAAUGAUUCAAAAGCAAAGAAACUUGGUGAUAUUUAUAGUUUCCUCGUUAGAAAAGAAUCUCCUAAUUUUAUUGAAGUGCCUUCUAAACAGUGUGUACAGUGUUGUCGAAUGAUACCUUUAUUAAAGUAUCAGGAGCAUUGCGAUUUUCAUGUGGCUGAAAAUCUGCAAAAGGAACUGAACAAUUCUGUGUCACAAACCGUAAAUAUAAAAAGAAAAGGCAACGUAUCUGACAUAAGUACGAAUUCCAUAAAACGUCGAUCGAGUGAAGGUACUUGAGAAAACUUGUAAUAUCUAAAAAUGUGUUUUAAAUAAAUUCUUAUAUUUUGUAGAUAAAUUUUUAAAUUAUAAUAACGAAAUAAAUAACACAAUGGUUAAAGUUACUUAUUUUUAAAAAGUACAUAAUAUCUGCAAA